This is a messenger RNA of Purpureocillium takamizusanense, 540 nucleotides long. RefSeq lists its product as uncharacterized. The transcript has 2 exons. The record is from RefSeq and is a predicted model, not a curated record. Lineage: Eukaryota; Fungi; Ascomycota; Sordariomycetes; Hypocreales; Ophiocordycipitaceae. The coding region runs from base 1 to 540 and encodes 179 amino acids.
AUGCGGCUCGUCACGCAGCUCGUCUCUCGGCUCGUCAUGCAGCUCGUCUCUCGGCUCGUCAUGCAGCUCGUCUCUCGGCUCGUCAUGCAGCUCGUCUCUCAGCUCGUCUCUCAGCUCGUCAUGCAGCUCGUCUCUCAGCUCGUCAUGCAGCUCGUCUCUCAGCUCGUCAUGCGACUCGUCUCUCAGCUCGUCUCUCAGCUCGUCUCUCAGCUCGUCUCUCAGCUCGUCUCUCAGCUCGUCUCUCAGCUCGUCUCUCAGCUCGUCUCUCAGCUCGUCUCUCAGCUCGUCUCUCAGCUCGUCUCUCAGCUCGUCUCUCAGCUCGUCUCUCAGCUCGUCAUGCGGCUCGUCUCUCAGCUCGUCAUGCAGCUCGUCAUGCAGCUCGUCUCUCAGCUCGUCUCUCAGCCCGCUAUAAAGUUCCUCACACAGCUCGCCUUUGAGCCCGCCGGACGACCCGCCACAAGGCUAACACCGUUUAAUGAAGUCCGAAUGAGAGGCACCCUUCCGUACAGGAUCCUGACGGUACGGCAUCUAUCGAAAUGA